AUGAACUUCUUCAUGCAAUCGAUGGUUGUGCUUGCACAGUGGGGCUUGGCUUCCUCCCUGGAAGCAGGAGACUGUGCCUUUGUAGGCGCCUAUGGUGACAAGGACGAUUUUGCCUUGGUUUUGCUUGAAGAUGCGGAUGAGCAGAUCUAUUUGACUGAAGAGUUGCAGAGUACCCGCAAAGUGAGCAAGUUUAUUGAAGGAAAGGACAAGGUGAAGGAUGCCAAGAGGGGUACUGUGCUUCGGAAGGAAGACUUUGUGACCAGCGAAGCGUCACUGGUGGCGCCCUUGGCCAUCACGGCAUUUAGCGGCAGCCCCUCAUCUCCCAGCAUCUUGUGUAGUAUCAGGUUGAACGAAAAACCAGGCGCUAGCGCUCGAAUGCUGCAGGAGUUGAAUGUGGUCUCAGUCCAGAGCGACACAGCGACUUAUGUGGGAUCCACCAGUGGAACCAAGGACGAACUGCUGACAGAAAUUAGGGACAGCAGCAACUGGAUCGACGGCACUUCCUUCAGAAAGUUGAGAGGCUUCACUGUGGCCAAUGGCAAUGGUGGCAACCAUUCCGACACGAUGACCACCAGCAUGAACCCGAACCCGAACAUGACCGUGACCGAAACCACCACCAUGGAAGACGAUGAUGACGACACCAGCACCACCGAUGAUUCCGGGGGACCAUCCCCUCCACCUCCACCUCCACCACCAAGCAGCACCACCACACCAGCUCGGGGGCUCAGGGGCAAGAUUGGGGUGCUGAAUGAUUUCAUUUUCCUAUCAGAAAUCACAAUUUUGACAAUUUUGUGGGUUUUCCUACCACAUGCUAUUUUUCAUUACGAAGUUGGUUGGGUUGGCUAG
Molecule: messenger RNA, 846 nt
Organism: Cladocopium goreaui
Lineage: Eukaryota; Dinophyceae; Suessiales; Symbiodiniaceae
Source: the annotation of a GenBank genome assembly